Molecule: messenger RNA, 1275 nt
Organism: Aphanomyces invadans
Lineage: Eukaryota; Oomycota; Saprolegniomycetes; Saprolegniales; Verrucalvaceae
Exons: 1
Coding region: 1-1275 (424 amino acids)
Biological process (GO): ubiquitin-dependent protein catabolic process; positive regulation of proteasomal ubiquitin-dependent protein catabolic process; protein polyubiquitination
Cellular component (GO): ubiquitin ligase complex; cytoplasm
Molecular function (GO): ubiquitin protein ligase activity; ubiquitin conjugating enzyme binding; zinc ion binding
Source: RefSeq, a predicted model, not a curated record
AUGGCGACAGGGGAUGCACUGCGCCUCGGCGUGAUUGCUGCCGUUGUUCUCUUGGUUGUGUACAUCCUGCAGCCGUCGCCGUGGACAGUUCUCGCCGUUGUGUGCAGUGCCACCAUCGCCGGCGUUCUUCUCGGGGGGCUCGUGUUGUGGAUUAUCUGCGGACUUUUGAACUUUUUACACGAGAUCGCAAGCGCAUUCUGCCUGCCAUUGCGUGCCGCGCGUGAUGCACUGCGUGCAGCACGUGAAGCACCACCAGUCCAAUGCAUUGUUUGCUUGAAGCAGGUCGAGUCGGCUGCUGGCAACGCGACCUGCGACCAUUGUUCCAUGACGUGCUGCGGCCCGUGCAUUGAAACGUACCUUCGCACCAAAAUCACCCACGAUCGCCAGGCCCACUUGCCAUGCCCGUCGUGUCCAGUUGCACUGAGUGAUGGAACGCUCCAGCGCUUCUUAAGCCCGUACUUGACUGGCAAGUUGCGCGAGCUAGAAAAGACCCAAGGCAAGUGCCCCAAGUGUCGGGGGUGUAAAUGCACUCCUAACGUAUAUUCGAGGCGGCGCUUGACCUGCACCCAGUGCACGUUCUCAUGGUGCAUCAAGUGCAGCCAGUCGUUUCAUUACUUUGCCACGAACGGAUGCAAGGCGAGCUCGUUUCGAAUGCCGCGUCAACCGAAAGAGGCGCAACAGCAACUACCAACCUGUGACGCUCCUCCGCCACCAGUUGAAUGCGUUGUUUGCUUGGAUGUAGUCGAGGCUGCUGGCUGCGCGACAUGCGAUCGGUGUCCCAUGCAGUGCUGUGGUCCGUGCCUGGAAACGUACCUCAGCAUGAAAAUCUCCCAAGACCGAACGGCUCACCUGCCUUGUCCAUCGUGUGGAGCUGCCCUCCGUGCUGAAAUCCUCGAGCGAUUCCUAAGCCCGUCCAUGGCUGCCAGUGUACGCGAACUCGAGCAGAACUCGUUCAAGUGCCCCAAGUGCAAGGAACAAGAAUUCACCAGCACGUGGUACUCGCAGCGGCGGUUGACGUGCAUCCAGUGCACAUCCUCGUGGUGCAUCGACUGCAGUCAGACGUACCACUACUUUGCCACGACACGUUGUUCUGACAGCACGUUUCGAAAGUGGCGCGCCAAGAACAGCGUGAAAUCUUGUCCACGAUGCAAGCGCUUCAUUGAGAAGAACGGUGGGUGCAACCACAUGACGUGCACCCAGUGCAGGUUUGAAUUUUGCUGGAGUUGCAUGGAUAAAUGGAGGGCUCGCCACACGUGCAAGAGCUGGUUUGCAUGA